Messenger RNA from Sesamum indicum (sesame), 4216 nucleotides. RefSeq names its product protein DWD HYPERSENSITIVE TO UV-B 1. The record is from RefSeq and is a predicted model, not a curated record. Gene Ontology annotation, biological process: cellular response to UV-B. Gene Ontology annotation, cellular component: Cul4-RING E3 ubiquitin ligase complex. Gene Ontology annotation, molecular function: protein binding. Lineage: Eukaryota; Viridiplantae; Streptophyta; Magnoliopsida; Lamiales; Pedaliaceae.
UACUUUCUUUUGUUCAUGUUUUUCCUUCUGCGUGUGUUAGAGUUCAAUUUGAUGCUACUUUCUUUAUGAAGGUGCUGUUUCUUGCAAUAGUUGUAGUCUGAAAAUGGAGGAGCUUGUGUAUAGAUUAGGGGGAAAUGGUUGUUAGCAGCGUACAGUUAGCUGAUUUUCAGAGCAGCUAAACCCAAAAAACAGGGGAAGUGGCUUCUGAUGUUAGAAGUGGAAAUAGCAGAUUUCAAGAAUGUUUGGAUUGGUCUUAGCCCAUGUUGCCUGAACCUUCGAAACCUGUAAUAUGUUAAACAAACUUACAUUCAGAGGGACCACCUCUGGAAAAGAAGAAAGAAAUAAGAGAAGCAAGAAGGUUGCCUCAAAAAAGUAUGCUAAUCCUAUACCCUAUAGGAGGAACAAGAUAAUGACUAGAUUCCAAGGCAAAGUUAAAUUAUAUGUAGUGGGUGCUAUCAUUUUAGAAUUGGCAAUUGAUGGGAUUGUUAGGUAAUAAAAGCAAAUGACUUUGAAGUAUUUGUAUAUGCAAUCAAUAGGAAGCCGCCAUGUGGAUUUUUCUCUGCUGUCUUAGGUAACAUGACUUGUUCAAGAUAAUUACAGUUUCAUAUAUGUGAUAAGCUCUGAUCUGGAGCCAUUUUGGAUGGAGCAAGAAAAGUUAGACAUAGACUCAGCAGAAAGGAAGAGAUUACUUAAAGGAAAACCGUAGAUAUGUUAUCUUUGUUCCUUUCAAUAUUUAAAUUCAUGUCAACUUUUGGAAUGGUUUGAUCUUGAAAGAAGAAAAAUAUAUGGAACAGAGUGGAAAAGCAAGAAACACGGCUUCUUACUUUUACGUAAUUUUAAGUUUUUACUGUUAUUUCGAUGAAGUUGGAAGAUGAACUCCAUUUUGUAUUUGCUGUCUUCAAUAACCAGCUCCAUGGAUUGAAGUUGAUGCCUCCCUCUUUUGGAUACUUUUAUUCCGGUUCUGUCAUUGAUUGAUGAGCUCUAGUAGAAAAAUGGAAGUAGGUAUAUUGUUGGGCCCCGACUUUCUUUGAAUAUUCGUAAUAAGUAUAGUAGUUAAGCAAAUUAUUGCCAUUGGAUUACUGACGGAGAGAGCAACCUUUAUUCAAAGUUGACCUAAUGCCUUGGAUCUCUCUUCAGAUCAAAACAGCUUUGCGUUUUUGUAAUGUGUGUUCUCUUGACAAUCAUGCUGUUGGCUAUAGUGAGUUAAUGACUGUUAUCUUAUUUUGUGGUUUAAGUUUGAUUAGAUAAUUAGGAUAUGUUCAGAGUGAGAUGAGUCAGGUACACGUGUACCUCACUGGGACUUGAAAAACGAAGACCUGCAUGUCAAACUUCAUUGUAUCCAUCAUCUGUCUGCUUUGAGGAACAGUGCAUAUGCGGAGACCAUGAUUACAUCACUGCCUCAUACAGAAAUAACAGAUAAUUCUCCUGUAAAAGAAGCGGAUACUGCAAGGGCAAAAACUGCCUUUUCAAAAUACUAUGAGUACUUGCCAUAUAAGCGUCAGCACAAGGAGAGUGUUAUCGAUAUCUUGCAUUAUCGUGCAACAGGAUCGAGCAGUGCAUUUUGCCACAAGCCAUUCAAGACAAAAUGGGCAUUAUCUACUAGAAAGAAUCAAUGCUUCUACACGAGGUCGCUCUGUGCAGCAAAGUUUGGGUGUUCAGUGAAGCCACUUCUAUAUCCCAUUACGGAUGCAAGUGAGACAAUGAAAGAAGUGGACAAGAGGCUUCGACCAAGGCAAUUUGAGUAUCACCCAUCUGACUCUUGUCUAAUGGCUGUAGGAACUCUCGAUGGAGAAGUAGUUGUCAUCAACCAUGAAACCGGAAAUAUUCUCUCUUGCAUUUCAGCAUACGGGAAUACGAAUGGUAUUCUUGGCCUUUGUUGGCUUAAGCAAAAACCUUCUAAGCUCCUGGUGGGUUCUGAUAGUGGUUCCCUGAGAUUGUACGACAUCAAUUGUGUUCAGCCAAAAGUUGAAGAUGGUUGCUGCAACCCGACGGUUGUCUUUGAUGACUUUGAGCAGUUGACCUCAGUCCACGUUAACUCAACGGACGAUCGAUGUCUAACAAGUGGAUACUCCAAGAAAGUUGCCAUAUAUGACAUCUGCACAGGCCAACGCUUGCAAUUGUUCACAGACAUGCAUCGUGAACCAAUAAAUGUAGCUAAAUUUGCAAAUCAUUCCCCUAACCUGUUUGUGACUUCAUCAUUUGAUCGCGACAUAAAGAUGUGGGAUUCAAGACACAAGCCUUGGCAGCCUUGCUAUACAGCUUCAAGCUCAAGAGGAAAUGUGAUGGUCGUAUUUUCUCCUGAUGAUCUUUAUCUAUUAGUUUCAGCCGUUGAUAAUGAGGUGAAGCAACUUUUGGCUGUGGACGGGAGGCUUCACAUGGAUCUCGGGAUAGUUUCAACAGGAAGUGCUCAUAACUACACUCGUUCUUAUUACAUGAAUGGAAGAGACUACAUUAUUAGUGGAAGUUGCGAAGAACCAACGAUCCGUAUUUGCUGUGCACAAACCGGAAGGCGUCUAAGAGACAUUUCUUUGGAGAGUACGGGGUGUGGAAGCUCGAUGUUCGUGCAGUCAUUGAGAAGCGAUCCUUUUAGACAUUUCCACAUGGCCGUCCUGGCAGCAUAUUUUCGACCAGUCUCCAAGUACGAAAUCAUUAAGGUCAACUUACUUUCAUCAAGCCACUCUGCUGAACAACAUCAAGGAGGCUUGAAAACCUGCCAUUCCUGUGACAAGGGUGGCUGAUAAUGCACAGUUAUACUUAUGCUAUUCGAUUGAUCUGCGUUUUUCUGAUUCCUCACGCUGUAUAAAAUUAAUGACGGAGGUAUCUGGAAAUGAAUGUAUGAUUUUAAAAUUAAUGACGGAGGUAUAAAAAAAAAAGUAGCAACACCGGCGCCAUGUGGCCACGCUCCCUCUUCACCCCUAGGCGACGACGAUCAUCGACGCCCAUUGCCCAAUCUUCCUCUCACUUUCUAUUUGUCCUUCUGUCAUUUCGCGGUGAUAAGGUGGCCCUAAUUUUAAAUGACUCAGAGUUGACUUGUGCUGACAUCAUGUUGACCGCUGAACUGGCCUUAAUAUGGAAUGGUGAGUCAAAGGCCACAUGUCUCUACCUGGGGAUGAGUCAGCUAAUAGGUUAUUGAAGUUGAUGAGUCACUAGAGACCUGGUGAUCUUUGUAAUGAGGCAACAAGCACGUAGAACACUAGCUAAUGAGUCACCCGCCAAGUUUAUUGUCCGAGAUGAGUCAUCAUACGCGCUGAAUGAGUGCAAUGAGUCGAAACACCACAUGAAUUUUUUAUGAUGAGAUAGUAUACAAAUAAAAUACUUUGAAUUGGCCACAUAGGAGAAGUCUGAUUAGUCAAUUGGCCUAUCGCGCGAGAAUGAGUCAUCAUCCAUGUAGGAUAAGAAAUGAUUAACCACAACGCGGCACACUUGUAGACACAUUACUUGCCAAUACUCCGUGACUCAAAUUGCCAUGUCAUGAUGGGAAGAUGAAUAGUCGAACACAGAUUGCAGAGCAAUGAGUCAUCUGCCGUGUUGUUCAUUCAGCAAAUCUAAUCUGGCUUAGAAGCGAACAUGUCGUUUUAACGCCGAUCAUUCGUAACAUGUGAACCGGUGUGUCGGUUUUAAAUAAUAUAAACCAAACUAGAGUACGGCUAUGUAAAUUAUAACAUAUUCAGAAUUAGGAGACUUUUAUGUUGAAUACUUAAGAAUGCUUAGCUAUGCAAGCAAAAGCAUUUGAAUAAUAUUAGCUUGACAUGAGUACAUAAUUUCCCACAUAAAAUCGCUGCCCACUUGACUACUUAUCAGGGCAGUUUGUUGGCUAAUCAUAUUAAGAAACCUACGGAUUAAUACAUACAUGGAUUCAGACCUCAGAGGAGGAACAGAUGCUAGCAUCUUCUGUGACACUAGAGAAAAGCUUCUUUUCUUUCAUUCUUUGCAGGCAUUAAAUAUAGUACAAAAAAUGGUAUUCAUCGUCUCCCUCAGAACCGAGGAUUGAGAGACUUCUAUUUCUGCCCUGUGAAACUGUUAUUUUGCAAGAAAUGUGAAUCCAUAUCACCCUUGAUGUAGUAGGGUCGCUUUCGUGCCUGAUGUGGAUGUCCAAGGGGAUGAUUCAUCAAAUUCCCAAAGUUGUCUUUGCAUUUCCAAGCAAACGAGAAAGGUUAAAUCCCCUAGCGAUCAGAUACAGAAUGAAGCAAACAUAUGCAGCUGUAAAAACAAAAAC